GAACUGUGUAUGAGCCCUGACUGGCCUGAACAACAGCUCAAUAUCACCAAACGUGUGCUACUGACCUCAUUUCACUCCAGUUGGUUAUAUAUCAGUUGAAGCUUCGGCAGACAUCUGGGAACAGAGAGGCGAAGAGGGAUCCUACUCACCAGCUCCAUAUUUAAACUACGUCUGUGGCGGACUAGUGGGCGGGGCUUUCUGCACUACGUCAUAUCAGCCGCCGCGCUGUGAUUGGCCGCCGCUCCUCACCCGACACAGCUGUGAUUGUCUUCUGCGGAGGAAGCUGACUUCGGUGCGAGCUGAGUGUCUCUUAACCGUAGAGUAGUCAACAAUGGUGCUCCAGCGUUGAGUUACUGACCCAAACAAAGAAGCUCAGCUCAGCACCGGAUGAUCAGAAGACAUCAGUGCAUCGAGAUCCAAAGUGCCAAAUGUCCAGAUUAGAUGACCACUGCUGGAGCUGUUCCUGUGCAUCGAGGGUGGAUACACGCGAGCCGUCGUCGCCUGCUGCCAACUGGCUCAAAAAGCAAGAAAUGAUGUCGAUCAUCACCUCGGUGCUCACCAACGCCUACGGCUCCCUGCACGACGUCAGGAUCGCCAACCUCAUCCGCCGGGGUCUGGUCCUCUUCACCGUGGGGGCUUUCCUCGCCCUGGUCCUCAACUUGCUGCAAAUACAAAGGAACGUGACCCUCUUCCCCGAGGAGGUGAUGGCCACCUUGUUCUCGUCGGCCUGGUGGAUCCCACCGUGUUGUGGCACCGGUGCAGCUGUGAUCGGCUUGCUGUAUCCCUGCCUGGACAGUCAUUUGGGCGAGCCUCACAAGUUCAAGAGGGAGUGGGCCAGUGUGAUGCGCUGCAUCGCCGUCUUUGUGGGCAUCAACCACGCCAGUGUUAAGCUGGACUUUGACAACAAUGUUCAACUGUCAUUGACGUUGGCGGCUUUGUCCCUCGGCCUGUGGUGGACAUUUGACCGAUCAAGGAGCGGCUUCGGAUUGGGUGUAACAACAGCCUUUCUAGCCACUGCAUUCACCCAACUUCUUGUCUACAAUGGAGUCUACCAGUACACAUCACCAGAUUUCUUGUAUGUGCGCUCCUGGCUGCCAUGUAUAUUCUUCUCUGGAGGUGUUACUGUGGGAAACAUUGGACGACAGCUUGCCAUGGGCUGUGUUGAGAAACCUCACAAUGACUAAGUGCUGAUGCGGCAACCUGAAGAGCCAACGUAGAAAGAACGGAGAGACGAAGGGAAAUUGUUCUUCAUACUUCUCCCAAAGUGCUGGUCCGAAAAGCCCCAUGUCUAGCGUGCCAUGUUCUCAGCACGGUGGCCAUACCGCCCCUCCCUUCUUCUGUCGUCCAUGAACACUGCAUUCACAAGAGACAGGAACAGUGUUUGCCUUUUCCUUGAUGUAAAGUUCCUCACGACGCAUCUCCUUAAAGUAUAAGCUAUAAAGUUGUCUGUUGUAGUGACGGCUUUGGACUCGCUAGAACAUCACCAUAAAGGGAAAACAUGAGAAACUGUCUGGGGCCGGAAGCGAUGAAUGUUCCCGAGUGAAUACCAAAUUUAGUAUUUAUUUGCGCUGAAUGAUCGGAACCCAAAGUGCAGAAUACCAGAAGCACCUUUUGCUGUGGAGGUUAGCUGGUAAAUGCUUAGGAAACACGCCUGGGAGUGCCAAUUUAGUCCGCAAGCGUUGAAAAUGUUGCUGUCAUUGGGGAUAGAAAGUAGGAGGUUAAAUACUUCAUUAAGGCGAAGAACAGCGUGAAAGUUUUGUUUUCUUAAAUAACCAGCAAUUAGUGUACUACUUUUUUUUUUUUUUUUGGAGCAACGCCGCCAAUACAAAUGGAGUAUUGAACCGAAUGUACUCGAGGGAAGAUCGUUUUGCUGUUAAAAAAUGUUCCGGGUUAAAUGUCUUUUGGAAUGUGUUGUAAAGGUGAACAGUUCAUGUGAGCUGGUUCAAGAUCGUGUGAGGAGGAGAAGAAGAGCGAGACAUUUUCACUUCAGCCAUGAAGAUUUGCAAUCUGUGAUUGCCUGUGUAUUUUAUAAUUUAGUGCUUUUGCCACUAUAACAGUCUGUUUGUACAAAUAUGUUGACAUUAUUGUUUGUAAGUGUGAUGUAAUCAGACAGGUAUCGUUGUACCAGAGUUACAGUCCAUCGACAUGAAGUGCAAUCAGAGAUGAAGCGAGCGGACGACUCUUUAUUUAUUUCUCUUGUUUCUGACAACGGCUUAAAAAUGACUCAAAAAGGUUGCCAAGAAGCAAUAACUUCUCAGAGCCAGCAGAGGCGACGACGUUGAUUCUCCGCUCACCGAUGGUGUCAAAUUUGAUUCAGUAGCAUUAUCGAAGAGAAAAAAAAAAAACCUCAUUUGUUCCUUUUAAUUUCUGUUGCAGAUCAAAGCUGCUCAUAUUCAGGUUUGUUGAAGACAAGGAAGCUUUACUUUGUUUCUCUUUUUAAAUUUUCUUGUGACUGAUAUUCAGCUGUGUAUCACUUCAGUUAACGACAUUAAGCGAAAAAUAAAAUGCCUGAUUAAGAAGG
Synchiropus splendidus (mandarinfish) is the source of this 2521-nucleotide messenger RNA. RefSeq names its product insulin induced gene 1 (gene insig1). NCBI's taxonomy places the organism in Eukaryota, Metazoa, Chordata, Actinopteri, Syngnathiformes, Callionymidae. Gene Ontology annotation, cellular component: endoplasmic reticulum; SREBP-SCAP-Insig complex. The transcript is spliced from 7 exons. The record is from RefSeq and is a predicted model, not a curated record. The coding region runs from base 429 to 1184 and encodes 251 amino acids. Gene Ontology annotation, biological process: cholesterol biosynthetic process; SREBP signaling pathway; SREBP-SCAP complex retention in endoplasmic reticulum.